This is a messenger RNA of Thlaspi arvense, 1154 nucleotides long. The record is from the annotation of a GenBank genome assembly. Lineage: Eukaryota; Viridiplantae; Streptophyta; Magnoliopsida; Brassicales; Brassicaceae.
UUUUGCUUUCCUGGGUUUUCUUAAUUAGAUUCUUUGCCUUCUCUUCGACUCGAGGAUCUUCGGGAAUUUCGUUUACUUUCCAUUGGUACAAGUUCGGAAGGGGUGCGUCUGAACUUCCAGAAAUUACACAAAACCUAACCAGCAUGGCUAAUCGGGAAGAAGAAAAGUAUGAUGAGUUUCUCAAGAAAGUCCGUCGUACUGUGUAUGUAGACGAACUCACUCCUCACGCCCCAAAGUCGGUUUUGGAAUCUGCUUUCAAUCAGUUUGGGACGGUGAAGGAUGUGCGCUUCUUGCCAAACUACUUGGGUCCGAAGGAGCUUCCAAUUGGGGCUCUGGUCGAGAUGGAGACGGAAGAGAAGGCGAAGGCUGUUAUUGAGACUGUUUCACAGUUUCCUUUCAUGGUUGGUGGAAUGCCCAGACCCGUGAGAGCCAAUACUGCUAAGCCUGAGAUGUUCUGCGAUCGACCGAGGAAACCAGGCAGGAGGAUCCAAUGUCGCUGGAUAGACCCGAGUUCUACCGAGUACGAGAAGGCCAAGAAAGCCAAGCGACUUGUUCUGAAACACACUGCUGAAGCUGCCUUUGUUACAAAGAAACAGCUUGAGGAUGCAGAGAAGCUGGCUAAGCAGCAAUCAGAGACGGUGACAACACACCAUGAGAAGAUUGAGAUCAUAGAUAAACUCAUCAACACUGGUGUUGCUCAGAAGCUGGCUAGCCGUUACAACAUGAAGUCUUUGCCUUAUCGCUAGAGAGACACCACCUUUCCUAGGUACGAUAGGAAGCUUGAGGGAGUUUAACUAAGUGCCCGUAAGUGAAAUAGUUUGGGAGAUGCUGAAGAAGAGCAAAGGAGAGAUAUUUUGCUUAGAACUUCUUGAUUCGACUAGUUUGUGCAGUGCCUGUUUUGGUUGACCUGACUUGCUUUUAACUGCUUGUGUUUUUAGCCUUUCUAAAUCCUAAUGAAGAUCGUUCGACAAUGCUCAUUGCUGUGUCUAGUCCUCAUUUUCUACAAAGCUUAUUAGCUGUUUCAAAUUUGGCACGCAAGGAGUGCUUCCACGAGAUUGCGUGCUUCUUUAGUAUUGCAUGGACUUGGGAGACCUGUCUCUGUGAUGGAGAUCAUGAACUGAUUCUAGAGGACAAUGGUGUGUGUUUUAGUUUAA